AGAGCCGCCGAGAUCCCGAGCGGCGGAGCCCUGCGACGCUCGACGCAGCAGCCCGGGCAGCCCCACGGCGCGCUCGCCCGACGGGCCGCCUGCGCGCUGCGCCACGCUAAGCCGCGGCGCCCGGGCCCCGCGCCCUCCGGCGGCCUCGCGGCCUGCUGGCCCUCCCGCCCGGCCCCGCCCCGGCCCUGGCCCCGCCGCGGCCCCCCUGGCGCCCGGGCCCCGCGCCGGGGGAAGGGGCCCCGGCCGGGCGCCAUGUGAGUGGCCCUGGAGGCGCCGCGGCCGGCCGCGCCGGAGCCAGGCAUGGACUGGGAGAAGCUGCCGCGCAGGCCCGAGGCCGAGGGGGAGGCGGCGGGCGGCUGGCCGGGCGGGGGGCGCCUGCGGCCCUCCUCCUACCGGGCGCUGCGCAGCGCCGUCUCCACCCUGGCCCGCAUCGACGACUUCUACUGCGAGAAGAUCGGCGCCGGCUUCUUCUCCGAGGUCUUCAAGGUGAGGCACCGCCAGUCCGGCCAGAUCAUGGUGCUGAAGAUGAACAAGCUGAUGAGCAACCGCGGCAACAUGCUGCGUGAGGUGCAGCUCAUGAACCGCCUCUCGCACCCCAACAUCCUCCGGUUCAUGGGCGUCUGCGUGCACCAGGGCCAGCUGCAUGCCCUGACGGAGUACAUCAACGGCGGGAACCUGGAGCAGCUGCUGGACAGCCCCACCCCUCUGCCCUGGCCCGUGCGGGGCAAGCUGGCCCUGGACAUCGCCCGCGGCCUGCGCUACCUCCACAGCAAGGGCAUCUUCCACCGCGACCUCACCUCCAAGAACUGCCUGGUGAAGUGUGAAGACAACAGCUACACGGCUGUCGUGGGCGACUUUGGCCUGGCUGAGAAGAUCCCCACCUACAGUGAGGGUGGGGAGAAGGAGCCCCUGGCCGUGGUGGGUUCCCCGUACUGGAUGGCCCCCGAGGUUCUGCGCGGGGAGCUGUACAAUGAGAAGGCUGAUGUCUUUGCGUACGGCAUUAUCCUCUGUGAGACCCUCGCCCGGGUGCCGGCUGACCCAGACUAUCUGCCCCGUACGGAGGACUUUGGACUGGACGUGGCUGCCUUCUGCACCCUGGUGGGGGCCGACUGCCCUGGCCCUUUCCUCCAGCUGGCUUUUCACUGCUGCAGCAUGGAGCCUGCCUCGCGACCCUCCUUCCUGGAGAUCACUCAGCGCCUCGAAGCCAUCCUGGACCAGCAGCGCAAAGCCGGGGGGUCCAUCCUCCAGAGCGAUGGGACCAGCGCCCCUGGGAGCCCCGUGGCAAUGCUGAACGGCCAAAGAGCCGCGGAGCCUGCGAUUCUGGAGCCUCUGCCCGGCCUGCCUGCCCAGCAGCUCCUGCCGCCGGACCAGUGCCUCUCCCGCAGCCAGUCGGACAUGUUCCUGCCCCAGUCGCCCCGCUUGCCAUCUGCCCAGGACACUCCACAGCGGGUCAACCCCUUCUCCCACCGCCAGGACCUCCAGGGGGGGCGGAUCAAGCUCUUUGACACGCCCAGCAAGUCCUUGAUAUCCUUGACCUUCGACCUCCCGCCCCCCUCGCCUUUCCCCCCGGGCACUCCCAUCACGCCGGAGCCUGCGGUGGAGGCUCAGUGCGACUUCUCGGCGCCCGUCUCCCACACGCGCAAGUGCCGCUCGCUGCCUGCCUCCCCGGAGCUGCCUCGCCGAGGGCAGCCGCAGCCCCGCAGGAACUGCCUCCUGGCCCUGGACUGCAGCCGCCUUGAGCCCCCGCGCCGCCCUGCUCCGCAGAUCACGGGCGGCAGCCUGGACAGGCCCGAAGCUCAGCCAGCCGCCCCCGCCUCUUCUGCGGCCAACGGCAAUUUCAUCAGCACCGCUGUGUCUGGCAUCCAGCCGUGGCCCCCCAAUGGGCUCUUUCUGAACAAUAACAACAAGCCCCGUGGCUGGGGCGGGGGCCUCUCUGAGCUGAACGUGCCUCCCACGGCAGACGGGGCGCAGCAGGAGCGUGCGGGGGCAGCGCUGGGCCUGAGCGCCCCCGGCCCCGGUGUGACGGAGCAGGAGGAGGUGCUGGCCUGCCCCGCCUGCUGCCUCGGCCCCUUCCGUUUCAGCCUGGCCUCUGUGUGCCGCCGGCCGGCUGCAGCCACCCCUCGCUACCAGAACCUCGGCUGCGAGGCCAAGAGCCUGCUGUGCCCAGACGGACUCCAGCGGCAGCACAAAGGCCCUGGGCCAGGGCGGGCCGAACCCAGCCUCAAGUUGCCUGAAGCGCAGUCCUAGUGGGCCGAAGGCAAGGGCUGCAGAGUCGCCCCGUGGGGUGGAAGAGGGCAGAGAGCCUACGCUGGACCCCUUCGCAGGCCUCCCUGCCCCAGGCCUCUCCGGCAGCCUCCAGGAGGCAGCAGCGUGUUCAAGACGUCAGCCGAUGCCAAGGCAGCCUUCGGGGGGCCUGCGCUGGGGGCUGGGCCCAACCUGGCGUCCUUGCUGGGGAGGGCACUGUGCGUGCAGCCUCUGGGUGCCAGCCCGACAGGUGCUGUGAAGGGCGGGGGCAAGGGGCAGUUCCACAUCCUUGCCGGGAGUGCAAUAAGAGGGCUCAGUCUCCUAGACAUACUUGUGCACACAUGGGCACACAUGCACAUCCCGUGGCUUUCACGUGGGGGAGGGAGGUGGCCCAUGGGUGGGCCCUGUUGCUGCCUGUUGGGUCCCUGGGUCCUGCUGCAUUCUGUUCAGCGUCUCCCCCCUGCUCCCAGCAAUCUUCCCCACAAGCCUGCGCCUUGGGCUGGCGGUCGUGGCAGGCAGAGGGCCCCUGGGCGCUGGAGCAGGUUGGCCGUCUGGUUGGCAGGGCAAGCGUUGCCCUUGUCUGGGCUUGCCUCUUUAUUUUGGGUGGAGGGGGGGAGAACAGAAAGGGGCCUGGAAUCCUGUAAGCUGUUGAGGGUGGUUUCCUGUUCUGUCCUUUUGAACAGAGAUCAGAAACUGGGCAGGGAGCAGGGGGAAUCUGUGAGAUCCUGAAAGGGGGGGGGUAGAUCUUUGCUUCCGCGGAACAGGAGGGACAAUCUGCUCAUGGUCGAAGUGUGUGUGUGUGUGUGUGUGUGUGUGUGUGUGUGUGUGUGUGUGUCACAGUGGGACACUACCAACAAAUACAGCCCCACACUUCCCCGCUGGUGCAAUAAUGGUGACCUGGAGCUGCUCCUGGAUGCGGCUCAGCCCCCCCCCCCAAAUUCAGUGCACUGGUGGAGAGUGCGGCUGCGUUUUUAAUAAUGGUAAAUGCUACUUAAUAUAUACAGCUUAUUAUUUAAAGUGUUCAAGAAAUAAACCUGACACGUGUCCUA
Eublepharis macularius is the source of this 3293-nucleotide messenger RNA. RefSeq names its product testis associated actin remodelling kinase 1 (gene TESK1). Gene Ontology annotation, biological process: positive regulation of stress fiber assembly; protein phosphorylation; actin cytoskeleton organization. The record is from RefSeq and is a predicted model, not a curated record. The transcript has 10 exons. Gene Ontology annotation, molecular function: protein serine/threonine kinase activity; ATP binding. NCBI's taxonomy places the organism in Eukaryota, Metazoa, Chordata, Lepidosauria, Squamata, Eublepharidae. The coding region runs from base 301 to 2247 and encodes 648 amino acids. Gene Ontology annotation, cellular component: nucleus; cytoplasm.